Messenger RNA from Pistacia vera, 2484 nucleotides. RefSeq names its product zinc finger BED domain-containing protein RICESLEEPER 2-like. The transcript has 6 exons. Gene Ontology annotation, molecular function: DNA binding; protein dimerization activity. The coding region runs from base 1 to 2484 and encodes 827 amino acids. Lineage: Eukaryota; Viridiplantae; Streptophyta; Magnoliopsida; Sapindales; Anacardiaceae. The record is from RefSeq and is a predicted model, not a curated record.
AUGGGUGGUCUCUAUGACAACUUGAUAUCAACAAUGCGUUCUUGCAAGGCCAUCUCUUUGAUGUCCCAACCCCUAUCUUUUGUUGAUAAUGACUAUCCCACUAAUAGGUCAUAUUUGUAUCUUUUGGUUUAUGUUGAUGACAUUAUUGUUACUGGUGAUAAUGACAAUUUGGUUCAACGGUUUGUUCAUUUAUUUUCUCAUCAAUUUUCACUUACGGAUCUUGGAGAGCUAUCUUAUUUUCUUGGUAUAGAGGUUAUUCAAAAUGCUCGUGGUAUCUUGCUCUCUCAAAGACAUUAUACUAUGGAUCUUCUUGCUCGAACAAACAUGAUAGAUGUUAAGCUGUUUUACCGUGAUUCUCCAUUUCCUAUACAUGCCUUUUUUUAUGUUGAUUGGGCUGGCAACAAAGAUGAUUUUUCUUCUACCAGUGCUUAUGUUGUUCAUCUUGGUUGCAAUCCAAUAUCUUGGAGUUCAAAGAAGCAACAUACAAUUGUUAGAUCUUCUACUGAGGAUGAAUAUAGAGCCGUUGCUUCUACUGCUGCUGAGCUCAACUGGUUCAAGUCAGAUUUUCGAGCUAUUAGAAAUGUACCAUUAACAGAUAAUUCACAUCCUGGUAUGGCAUCGGGAGACAGUUCCUCAAGCACCCCUACAUUAGAUGAUGUCGACGAUUGUGUUACGGUAAGAGCAGUCGAUCGGCGUAACAUUUAUGGAAGCACAUGUGAUACCGAGCAAAGUGUGAGUAGCCUCGAAAAUGUUGAGAAUGAUAAUCAACUAAAGAGGAAGAAGAGAGCGAAGACAUCAGUUGUGUGGUCAGAAUUUACAGAGGUGGUUCUCCCUGGUGGUAUAAGGAAGGGAGAGUGUAUUCAUUGUAAAACAAAGUUGAAAAUCACUGGUGGCUAUAAUGUCUUGCCUGCUCUAUGGGGCCAAUUCAGUAUGCUGAAGAUGAGGGAGUUUAUUGCACAUUGGGUGUUGAUGCAUGAGCAUCCAUUUUCUAUUGUGGAGGAAGAGGCGUUGAACAACAUGAUGAAGUACGGGAUUCCUGAAUGGACUCCGAUAUCCCGUAAUACUUGUAAGAAUGAUUGUAUGAAAGUGUUUGAAAGUGAGAGACAGAAGUUGCUGACCCAAUUGAAGGGUGUUAGGAAGAUAAGUCUAACCACAUAUUUAUGGCAUUCAGGCAACCAGAGGAUGGAAUACAUGGUUUUGACUGGGCAUUGGAUUGAUGAUCAUUGGAAGUUUAAUAGAUGGGUGUUAAACUUUAUUCAUUUCCCUCCUCCCCGUUCUGAUGUUGCCAUUGCUGAUGCAAUUUUCAAGUGUUUGAUGGAUUGGGAAAUUGAAGCUAAGGUCCAUACGAUAUCGGUGGAUAAUGCUUCAAGCAAUGAUGUUGCAGUAAAAGUGUUGAAAGAUAAUUUCCAAGUUAUAGGGAAGCUCAUAUGUGGUGGCAAGAUGUUUCAUGUGAGGUGUUGUGCACAUAUCUUGAACUUGGUUGUUCAAGAUGGUCUUUAUCAUAUUAGACACAUUAUUGAGGACAUCUGUGAUACUGUGUCGUAUAUCAAUUCAUCGGAGAGUAGACUAAAGGUGUUUGCAGAGAUUGUUCAACAGCGCCGAUUGCCAUUUCGCAAACUUAUUCUUGAUUGCAAAACGCGAUGGAAUUCAACAUACGAUAUGUUGACAACAGCAAUGCAAUUUAGGCUUGUUUUCCCUUGUUUAAAAGAGAGGGAUUUGAGUUAUCAUUAUUGUCCCAAGGAGGAAGAUUGGGACAAAGUUGAGAAAAUUUGUCCUAUUUUGAAGGUGUUUAGUGCUGCGUUGAAUCUGAUAUCGGGGAGUGAUUAUCCGACAUCAAACUUGUUUCUAAAACAAGUUUGUACAAUAAAAAUUAUGUUGGAUAGUAAGAGUCGGGAUGGCGAUCAGUUUAUACAGACCAUGAUUUUGAAAAUGAAAGAAAAGUUUGACAAAUAUUGGGGAGAAUGUAAUCUAUUGAUGGGUGUGGCUUCUAUUUUGGACCCCAGAUUGAAGAUGAGGGUAAUUGAAUGGGCGUUCCCUAAGAUGUAUUCUCAGGCUGAAUCGCAGGCAAAUAUGGAUGUUGUUCGAGAUGCCUUGUAUGAGGUAUAUAGGGAGUAUGUUGAUGCCAGUAAAGCAUCGACAGCUGCUUGCGCUUCUACAUCUACAGGGGGUGCAAUUCAGGAGGUUGGUGAGGGGUCAGGGGAAGCGGCAGAGAUGGCGAAAAAUUGGGAUGAUUUUAGUAAGUAUCUGGAUGUGGUUGAGACGGUUGAGCCAACGAAAUCGAAGUUAGACUGUUACCUGGGAGAGGGAUGCCAUAAAUGUGUUGGGGACGCUACGACAUUUGAUGCUUUGACCUGGUGGAAGGCUAACUCAACAAAGUUCCCUAUCUUGUCUACCAUGGCUCGAGACAUAUUAGCCAUUCCUAUUACUACGGUUGCUUCUGAGUCUGCUUUCAGCGCCGGCAGUAGGGUUAUUGACACGUACUAA